CCUAGAGGACUGCGGCACAGUCAUUCCGUCCACAACCUAAAAGUCUAAUGGGCUCCUUCAUUCACUCGGUGGCAGCACCUCUUCUUCUUUACUUCCUUGCCGGGGCAAUCAUCGCCAAAGAUCGACGGUCUCAGAGGGCUCAAUUUUGCCUUCAUUCUCCUCAUACGAUCGCCUUUCUCGCUUCUCUAAUUUUGGGGGAAAUUUUUGGGGAUCCUUGAGACAUGUUGCUCCAAGAAAGAAUUCCUGUACCGGAAGAUACCCACGUCCGAAAGUUGGUCUUGACGGAAUCCUAUCUGAUCGCGGCCACUGUGCCUGGAUGGAUAGCGAUUCUUGACCUCCGAGCAACACCGAGGGAGCUUGAAUCGAGAGGGGACAAAUACGCAAUUCUUAAUGCCGAAAAGCUGUGGGACAUUGACUGCCAUGAUGACCUGAUUGCGACAGCGCACGAUAACGCGACUGUCCAGCUGUGGAGUGCUGCAGGGAGGUCGAGGAAGGCGGUGCUGCAGUAUCACACAAGCAGAUCUCGCAUGGUGCUUGUUCCGACCUCAUCUAAAGUCGUUUCAGGCUCGCGUGACGGUACCAUCAUCGUGUGGGACGCCGAGUCCCAUCAGGUGAGCUCAGUAUUGACAGGUCAUGGGGAUUCCAUCGCAUGUCUUCAAACCUACGAUGAACUUCUCGUGUCUGCCAGUAGUGAUGGCGUCGUAAAGCUCUGGGACUUGAGUAGUGCUACCUGCAUCCGCACGUUGGAAGGACAUGAUAAAUACGUUGAAACUGUGGCAUUGCAUAGCAGUCGGACUUUGCUCGCAACGGCCGCUUCUAAAGGCGAUACGAGGAUAUGGGAUCUACAAGAUGGAUCAUGUGUCGCUCGAUGCCAGGGACACACGAGAGUUGUGGCACAAUUCCUGAAUGUAGGCGAGGACGCACUUGUCACCGUUGGCGCAGAUGGCUCUAUAAAGCUUUGGGAUUGGAAGUCGGGCGCCUGUAUCCGGACACUCGAAGCUCACACCCCAAACGCGAUACGCGGACUGUCCUAUAGAGAUCAUCAUAUGGUCUCCGCAGGAAUGGAUGGCACAGUGAAAGUCUGGAACCGCGAAACAUGGGACUACCGCUUCGAGCUCCGAAAGAAAGUACGCUGCGUUUUCCAUGCUGUGAGUUUGCGGGACCAGUUAGCACUCGCGAUAAGAUUGGAAGACGGAAGCCGCGCGGUGGAGCUGUGGGACAUUUCGGAGUUGACAGCUGCAGCGGAGUAGAGUGAUCUUCUGUAGGCAGAGCAUCUGCCUUUACUCCUCAGGCAGCGCGCUCUGGUGGUGCAGCAAGUCACCGUUUGGGGGGCAUUUGAUGGGGAACAUCAACGGCAGCUGCAGAUGAGUCUGUUCUCUUCUUUUCCGGUGCUCCGGCACACCGCUCUUGCAAUCUCAUUACGAGCCUCCGACUUUAGUCCUUUUGCUAAAUGGUUUGUUGCGUUUCGGGUCGUCCUAUUGGCUGGUCUUAGACCGCCAACACCGCCAGACUCACAUCUUG
Molecule: messenger RNA, 1521 nt
Organism: Trematosphaeria pertusa
Lineage: Eukaryota; Fungi; Ascomycota; Dothideomycetes; Pleosporales; Trematosphaeriaceae
Product: WD40 repeat-like protein
Exons: 3
Coding region: 222-1250 (342 amino acids)
Molecular function (GO): protein binding
Source: RefSeq, a predicted model, not a curated record